Aedes albopictus (Asian tiger mosquito) is the source of this 2903-nucleotide messenger RNA. RefSeq lists its product as uncharacterized. The transcript is spliced from 2 exons. Bases 1 to 1566 code for a protein of 521 amino acids. NCBI's taxonomy places the organism in Eukaryota, Metazoa, Arthropoda, Insecta, Diptera, Culicidae. The record is from RefSeq and is a predicted model, not a curated record.
AUGUUGGACCUGCGAAGGCUAAUUACCCGCCGGAACGCCCUGAUGAUUCAGGUGCGUGGAGAGCUUUCAGUCGCAGACUCUGUCAAGGAGCGGAGUCUCUCCUUAAGUGAGGUUAGGGAUCGACUGAACCAGCUGAAGGAACUUGCUGCUAGCUUUCGGGAGACACAAGGAUCGAUCGAGGAUAAACAGGAGAACCCCGAUGCCAUCGCAUCCGUCCACAACGUACGCGAGGAGUUCUUCGGUAUGUUCUACCGUGCCAAGGACGUUUUCGAAGGCUACUUGGACGAAUUCGACGUGGGAUCAUCGAUUAGCCAGCGAACAGCGGUCGAAUCGAGCGACUGGAAAGAGGCAUUGCAUCUGCUCAUCGAGACGCAGCGGAAGCUGCUGCUGGAUCAAGCAAGGAACACGAAAACCGUCGAAAAUCUUGCACAGCUCUCGAAUAGUGCCCCUCUCGAUGGAAGUCAGAUGCCGAAUUCGUUACCGCAGCUCGCCGUUCGAUUGCCUGCCAUCAACAUUCAACCGUUUAGUGGUGAACGUAAACAGUGGAUGACGUUUAAGGAUAUUUACGUUUCAACGAUCCACAACCGAGCCGACAUUUCGGAUGCGCUGAAGAUGCAGUAUCUUUUUUCGUACCUCGAGGGAGAUGCCAAGAGAUUAGUCAGCAAAUUUGCUAUCCCAGGCGCAAAUUAUCAAAAUGCGUGGGGCACCUUGAUUGCCCACUUCGACAAGAAGCGCUACACCGUAUUUUCGUUGGUUCAUGAGUUCCUGGCUCAAUCUCCGGUAACCCAAGCUACUCCACAGUCACUAGGCAGGCUGGUAACAACGUCCGACGAGAUCAUCCAACAGUUGGACGCGUUGGGAAACGACUUUACCGGCCGGGAUUCGUGGCUGAUUCAUCUUAUCCUGGAGAAACUGAACAAGGAGACGCGAGCAAGCUGGUCACAGGAAGUUGUCGACACCGAAAAUCCCACCUUCGAAGAUUUGUUGGAGUUCCUCAAGAAGCGUUGUGAGGUGCUGGAAACGUGUUCGGCAUUUUCGAAGAAACCAGUGAAUGAACCGAAGAAAGAAGCGGCCAAGCCGGUAGCAGAGAAGCUGAAGAUGCUGCAUACAACAGUGGACAAAAAGUGCGCGAAGUGCUCUAGUGAGCACAAUACGUAUCAGUGCGAAGACUUUAAAAAUAUGAGUGUGAAGGACAGGCGAGAAUUAGUGCAAAAGGCCAAACUCUGUUUUAACUGCCUACGACCCUCACAUUCUGUGAAAUCGUGCUCGUCGAAAACGGUAUGCCGCAAUAGUGAGUGUAAACAGCGCCACCACACGCUGCUGUGUCCGAUGGUGAAGAAGCCUGAUCAAGUGGUGGCGAAGAAACAGGAAGAAGAUCAGUCGCCGGAAGUACCUGCAAAGGAAGAAGGUGUCGUCGUUGCGUUGACAGCCGGAAUGGAACAAGGCGACAAGAAAUCCAUUUCGUUGUUACCUACGGCGGUAGUGAAAGUGCAGCAGGCGGAUGGUGGAUUCAGUUCGGCAAGGGUGCUGAUCGAUGCUGGGUCGCAGGCAUCACUACCCAACUAACAUUUUCAGCGCUAUAAGCUUCAGUCAUUUGAUUUCUGUUGUGUAACCAUCGAAUAAAAGCAGUCAACGCCUAGGUCAACGCUGAAUAAAAGGAAAGCUAGUCAAAUAUAAAUCAUAAGCUAAUACACGACUGCAAAACAAGCACCAUACAGCUACCAAACUCGGUUUUCAGAAAUCCAUUGCUUGUCACUGCGGCUGCCUUUACUCCACCCUAUUCCAACUCCGGGAAAUUUCCCGGAAGAUGUAAAAACUUGAACACAUCGAAUAGGAGUCCCCACUAACAAAACAGCUGCUACUAUACAGUACAAUUCAUUAUACUGACAAAUCCCCAAACCAGCAGCGCUUUAAAGGCCGUUAUACGAUUUCAUUACGGCUAGAAACUGUAAUAAAGAAACUGUUGGUUUACCAACACGGCUUGUCGGAUAUAAACAUUAUUGUCAAAACAAACUUUAAGCGGGAUAUAUAGCUACUACACAAAUUCUUUACAGCUAUCCAUGUAUGUGCUGUGAAAUUAUUUGGGUUGCUUUUAUUGCACUUUAAUUCAAUGCCGGAAGAUUUGCCGGAAGAUGUGCAAAUCGAGUAAGAGUCCCAUCCACUACAACAGCUGCUUUUAUACAGUAUGUUUUGUAAUGUUGCCAAAAUACAAAACAGCAGCGCUUCGUAGCCGUUUAAAGAACACUCUUUCAGCUAGAAGCUGUGAAGAAGAAUCUGUUGGCGCAACCACACAGCUUGUUCAAUGUAAACAUUAUUGCGUUUGACGUUUCACAAGCUUUUACAGCAAGAUGAAGUUGGGUAAGGUUUCUUGUGGCACAAUUAUGAAGCCUUGUCUGGAGUAAAACAAAACGGGCUAUUUUCUAUGUUAUUUAUAUAUAGAAGUGUGGCAGCGAGGACAUCAUCGGGACCAGUGGAUACGGAGAUCGGGAGUUCGAUUCCAAGUAGCGGCAAGUACUUUAAUUAUUCAAUUUUAAAAGUGAUAAUUCCAGUUCCACAUGUAUUGCGUCACGGUAUCCAUAACCUAAUUAUAUUUAAUCGUUUAGUUUGGGGAUGCCGUAAAACUAUUAUUUAACAACUGCGAAAAGGCUGAAAAAGCGCCUUCUCAAGAUGUUAUUCAGUUAGUGGUUACAUAGGAGCCGAGAAAAGAGCUAUGACUAGGUGGCAUAGAAGCUGAUCGCACAGCAUGUACAAGCUGAUUAAGUUCGCCAGAUUCAUUGGUAUAGGGCUUGCAUAGAAGCUUCCAUCCAUAUGUACAACACAGUAACUCAGCAUCAAGCCGUAUUAAGGACGCUUUGUUGACGUUUACAUUCACAAUAAAUGUUAGUUGGGAAGCGCCUGUAGUC